AUGGCAGGAAUUGGCGCCAUACCACGACCGAGGGCAAUGCGUCCGAAAUCAGCUGAUAUGAUCUCCACAGCGGUUGACAUUAUUACACAUGGCAAACACCAAAACCAACAGCGGUGGUCGAGCAGUACGCUUGAGAAUCACGUGGGCCUAAUCACAGAGGUAGCCGACAUUAUCGCCAGAAGAGAUUAUUUGAUCAAACUCUGUGGUGCGCUCAUGGAAUAUGGAGCACCAACCCAUCGCAUUGAAGAGUAUCUCGGUGCUUCUGCCCGUGCCCUCCUCAUUGACGCCGACUUUCUCCACAUCCCAGGGGCUGUGAUCUGCACGUUUGCGGAUCGAACAAUCCAUGCCAACAAUGUCGAUAUUGUCAGGAAGCGCGGUGGCCUCGAUUUCGCUCGACUGAAAGAUGUUUUUAAUGUAUACAAAUGUGUCAUUCAUGACAAGUUGACCCCAGAGGAGGGUAUCCGAGAGAUUGACGCUAUUCGCAAGCGACCUGAUACCUAUUCCGAGCUCUUCCGAAUCUUCUUAUUUGGCGUGGCUUCGGUUGUGGUCGGACCUUUUUCUUUCGAGAGCCGUCCCAUUGACUUUGGUCCCAUAUUCCUUUUGGGCUGCACGAUUGGCUUCAUGACUAUCAAAGUCGUUCCAAGAUCCGAGCAUUUCAGCAACGUUUUUGAGGUCUUUGCCUCCGUUAUCGCGGCAUUCGUUGCACGCGCUCUCGGGUCGAUUCAGUACCACGAUGGAGGGUAUAUCUUUUGCUUUUCAGCGAUGGCACAGAGCAGUAUUGCUAUGAUACUGCCAGGUUUCAUGAUGCUGAACGCGGCACUCGAAUUGCAGGGUCGAAACCUGAUCUCUGGCUCAGUCCGUAUGGUCUAUGUCAUCGUCUACGUUUUGUUCCUCGCUUUCGGGUUGCUCAUUGGUACAACCAUCUUUGGACUGAUGAAACAUGACGCUGUUUCCUCGACAACGUGCGACAUUCCGCCUUGGUUUGCCGCGGACAUGAAUUGGAAGCUGAUUCACACCCGCUUUAUUUGGGCGCCGUUAUUUGCAUGCUGCACGGGACUGAUUUACCAAGCUCGAUGGCGGCAGUUACCUGUCAUGGCAUUUAUUGCUGUUUGUGGCCAUCAAGCAAACUUCUGGAUUUCGACUCAGCUGUCAAGCAACCCCCAAGUUGCGAACGCUAUUGGCGCUUUCGUUAUUGGCUGUAUUUCUAACUUAUACUCCCGGCUAUUCCAUGGCCUUGCAGCAACAGCAAUGUUACCCGCGAUUUACUGCCAAGUCCCUGGUGGUCUAGCAUCAUCUGGAUCAUUGGUAGCUGGUGUCACCUCUGCGAAUGAGAUUUCCGGGAAUCAUACAGCUAGCAGUACAACCCAAGACUAUAACGGUAGCUCGGACGGAACCAUCUUCAAUGUUGGCUACAGUAUGGUUCAGGUUGCUAUCGGUAUCAGCGUCGGGUUAUACCUCAGCGCAUUGGUUGUGUACCCAUACGGAAAGCGAAAGAGCGCGCUUGGAAGCUUUUGA
Messenger RNA from Exophiala aquamarina CBS 119918, 1515 nucleotides. RefSeq lists its product as uncharacterized. NCBI's taxonomy places the organism in Eukaryota, Fungi, Ascomycota, Eurotiomycetes, Chaetothyriales, Herpotrichiellaceae. Gene Ontology annotation, biological process: transmembrane transport. The coding region runs from base 1 to 1515 and encodes 504 amino acids. The record is from RefSeq and is a predicted model, not a curated record. The transcript has a single exon. Gene Ontology annotation, molecular function: transmembrane transporter activity.